AAUCAACCUUUUUUUUCUCUCUCUCGGUGUGGACUCUCUGGUCCCCUCGGGGACCUCAGGGGGGUCCGUGGAUCCGCUCCGGGAGCCCCUGACUUUGCCUGUCUCUCUCUGUGCCAGACAUUCCUGUACAGCAGCCAGCAGAGCAGCAGCAGCGGCGCGGACUCCUCCUCCUCCGCUAACAAACCCGGAGCACGUAGCAACAACUGAGCCAAUGUGCACCACGGCGAUCCGUCCUACCGACUGCGGUGCCUGGCAACAGAAAAGGACGUGAUGACGUCCUCCCCAGAUUGCGUAUUAUGGGAUGUGCGGAAUUAAACAACCCGAAGAGGACACGGGGAAGCCAAAAAUAAUAAAAGAGACAGACAUAAGCGGGGUGCAUGGUGAAUCAUGGAGCUCUCGGCUGUCGGCGAGAGCGUCUUCGCAGCCGAGUCCAUCAUCAAACGGCGGAUCAGACGGGUAUUCGCCGCCUUUUCAGCCUCUGCCUGUGUCUCCACACCUAUUACGCAACCAUUUGUUUGUGCAGCGCCGACAGGCAAACCCUCUGAUAACCUGAACGUGUUACCGAUCUGUUUUGCAGGGUCGCUGGGAAUAUCUCGUGAAAUGGAAGGGCUGGUCUCAGAAGUGAGUAAAAUACCCGAGGCUGUGAAGGACAGCGCUCCAUCCUGGCCGCUCGUACAACUGCACCACCACCUCACUCUGUCGUUUUCCAGCUUGUGGACGUUUUGUUAAUCAUAUCUGCUUCUUGCACUGUUAAAACGGACUUCUGCUGUUUCUUUUACUCCAACCCGGAGCCGCUGAUGUCUGAGCGGCAGCCUGUUAGCGCGUACCAAAGUCCACACUAGCUUUUAGCAAUGGCUGGGUUUCCCCAUGCGUCAAUGUCCGCUACGUAGUCUGUAAUUGCAGCUGCACACAGCGAGAUUGCAGUUGAUAAAAGUGUCAGAUGGCGCCUGUGUGCGCUCCGAGGUCGCUAACAGCUCUCCUCUGUGCUGUCAUGUCGCAGGUACAGCACCUGGGAGCCGGAGGAAAACAUUCUGGACGCGCGACUCUUCGCUGCCUUCGAGGAGAGGUGAGGGUUUGACAGCGCAGAGGUAGGCCUCUGUGCAGAAAAGAGACGGCACGGCGCGCUCUGCGCAAAUAAAUGUGACCAUUAAGUAGAAAUUCAGUGGAAAAAUGAGUCUCUGAAUGUCAUGUUUGUGUCGAGGAAAGCUUUCAUGAGAGUAAACGGAGCGAAAGUUUGGUUGUUUCAUUUCUUAGAGUUGUCAUUUCCUUUCAUCCACACUCACCCGGACACUUCAUUCGCUUUAAUUUGACUUCUUUCUAAUUAUAACCAACACGAAACUGUAAAAAAUCUCACUCCUUCACACGGAUUCUCCUUUUUAAAAUUACUUCAGUCGAUUUAAGCGCCUAGAUGAACCAAAAACAAAUCUUUGUGAUGGAUCUAAAACGGAUUUUUUUGUUCUGAAGGGAGCGCGAAAGAGAGCUGUUCGGACCCAAGAAGAGGGGACCUAAACCCGAGACGUUUCUCUUGAAGGUGGGUAAAAUUAUUUGCAUGCGCAUUUCUGGUUUUGAGAGUGAUGAAUAAUUUCCUACACUCAUCUCGAAAGUGUGUUUUUAAAAGUGACUCAAACUCGUACAGCUUUGGCUUUCAGGAGGUUUGACUUUCUACAAUUUUAAGCUCUUUCGUUUUAUGAUUUUUAAACGCUGUUAAUUUUGCUUCAUUUUUAAACGUGGCCUUGAGAGUUCAGUGGGUCUAACCGGGUCUGUCCCGUCCUCAGGCCAAAGCCAAAGCCAAAGAAAAGACGUACGAAUUCAGAGGAGAGGCCCCACGAGGGAUCCAGGUGACCUACCCCAUCCCGGAGCCCGUCAUAACACCGAGGGCCAGAGAGGGUUUACGCGCGGUUGUUCCCACGAUCUUCCCACCGAGCGCCAUCAACAGAGGAGAGAGCGUUCACGUGCGGCUCCCGGAGCUGGAGAGGAGGCCCAGACCGGCUCCGACAGCUUCCCAAGAACCGGCCCGGGUACCCAAGAAGAGAGGACGCAAACCGAAGCUGCAUCUACGUUAUGUAGAGGAGGAGGAGGAGGAGGAGGAGGAGGAUGAUGGUGAGGCAGAGGAGCCUGAUGUCAAACGGAGCAGGCCUCAGCAGCAGCAGGAGCACGAGGAUGAGGAGGAGCAGGGGUCACAUGGUUUGUCUAAACUGUCCCGGCGUUUACACCAUCACCAUCACCACCAUCACUAUCACCACCGCCGAGGGGAGACCUCCGACCACAGCCUCAUCCAGCUCACCAAGAGGUUCCAGGAGGAGACCACCAUCACGCCCAAACCCAGCAGCGAGCAGCAGCAGAGGCACGCGGGACUGUCUUACAGCCGCGCGUUCAGCACGAGCGGUCAGAAACUGCACAGGACUCUUGGUUUCACGGGUGGGUCUGUCCCCCACCACCACCACCACCACAGAAAGCUGAAACACUCAGCAGACCCGCAGAGACAGCAGGGGAGCAGGGAGUGCUGUCCGCCUAGGGAACAGCCAGAGGUCAGCUACGACCCGCCCGCGCGCCCUUCCCCAUCCCCAUCCUCGUCCUGGAGGCCGAGUCUCUCCAACCUGGACACUGUGACCGUGACGGACGUGACCAUGAACUUUCUGACCGUGACUGUGAGGGAGAGCAGCACAGACAAAGGUUUCUUCAAGGGAAAGAGAUGAGGAGGAGGAGGAGGAGCUCACUAACAAACCCGCCGUUAUUACUCUAUUUUUUCUAUCUUACUAUCAAACCUGUACAGAAAAACAGAAAUAUGAGAGGCUGCUGAAAACAAAUAAACAUGAGUCUGAGAGUGAAGAGUCUGG
Molecule: messenger RNA, 2837 nt
Organism: Xyrichtys novacula (pearly razorfish)
Lineage: Eukaryota; Metazoa; Chordata; Actinopteri; Labriformes; Labridae
Source: the annotation of a GenBank genome assembly